CUCUAAACCUCAAGCCCUACCAACUCUAAAUCCUCCCCUCUCUACUCUCGUGCUCUGUUGCCAAGCUCCACGCCUCCGCCGACGGGGCGCUCAACGCCCACCGACGGCUCAAGUGCUUGGUGGGAAUGGCUGAGAUGCAGAGAAAUUCAACAGAGAGGUGGGUUACUCAAAUGAUCAGGAAAUCUCAUGAAAGAGAAGGAAAGGAAGCUCCUGGGACUGUUAUGGGACGUGGCAUUACCGAUGCUGUCAACUAUGGUGACGAUGCCACUUGCUCUGCUGGUGAAAAUAGGUAUCCUGGUUGGCCUGGAACCACAGUCUUCAGGGUUUUAAUUUCUGCCACCAAGGUCGGUCAAAUCAUUGGCCACAAAGGAGAAAAGGUUAGAAGACUGUGUGAGGAAACAAAAGCCUGUGUCCGCAUAAUAGGUGGUCAUCUUGCUGCGGCAGAAAGAGUUGUUAUCAUAUUCGCAAAGGAGCAACCAGAUGAACCAAUACCUCCAGCCAUGAAUGCACUACUAAGGAUAUAUCAGCACAUAAUCAAUGAUGAUGGUCUAGACAUGGGAUCUGAUAGUACAGCUGUGGCACGGAUUCUUAUACCAGCUGAACAGGCAGUGAGCCUAAUUGGGGAGCAGGGUUUGAUGAUAAAUUCUAUCGAGGAAGCUUCUAAAACUAACAUUAAUGUCCUUGAUUGUGACUUGCCAUUAGUUGCACUUGAAGAAGAUAGGAUUGUUGAAAUAUGGGGACAACCUGCACGAGUGCGGAAGGCUUUGGAGCUCGUUGCUUCUCAUUUGAGGAAGUACCUGGUUGAUAGAGGUGUUAUCCCAUUAUUCGACCCUCAUGUGUCUUCGCCGAUGUUACACAUGGAAACUCACUACAGUGACCAUCAUGAGGGCAUGCCCCCUUUUCACUACAGUGACCAUCCUGAGGGCCCUCUACAAGCAGUUAGUCCAGUCUGUCAUUCUGAAGAUCACCAGCGUGAACCUCCAUGGACUCAAACUUGCUAUUCAAGAUGCAGGAGCAUGAAUCUUGUGGAAGAUGAUGUGCUUGAGUACAGAUGGGAAGCACCUAUAUCUUUUGGAAGAUAUCGAUCAGUUACACCUCCAUGCCAUGGUAUAGGUGCAUAUAGACAAGAAACAUUUUCACCACCCAUAAGAACAUUUCUAUCAGCUCCUAUAGAAUUAGGUUCGCACCACAACCUAGCUACAUAUGAAUUACGAGCAAGCCCUCUAAUUGGUGCAUCAGCUACCGUUGAAAGAAUACGUUCCCUUAUAUCUGUCCAUGGUCAACAAGCACGUCCAAUGAGGAAGACAUGUCAAUCAGCUAAAAUGGGAAAACAUCCACACUUGGGAAUAUCAUUAUAUGAAGGUGAAUCUCAUCCAAGCAGGGUAUCUGCAUCCGCUGCUGCUGAUCUACCUCCAACUCUUGGCAUGUCUGAAUAUGAACUACAAGCAUCUCCAUCCAUGAGGGUAUAUCCACCAGCCACUGUGGAAAACCUUUUGCACUGCCGUGUGUCUGCGUGUGGGCCAGAAGCACCACCGCAUGUGGUUGAACAUCCAUUAACUAUUAAAUCACCAGCAAUCACUUCACAGGUUACUGAAAAGAUGCAAAUUCCAAUUAUCUAUGCUGAAGCUGUGAUUGGCCCAACUGGUGCAAGAAUUGAUUACAUUCGUCGUGUCAGCAGAUCGAGCAUCCUGAUAAACGAUCUGGAGGGGGAUGCAAUGUCUAUUGAAAUCAAUGGAAGUUCUGCAACAGAUGUUCAGACUGCAGAGCAGCUGAUAAAGAACUUCAUGGCCGAAGCCGCAGCUGCUUCCCCUGGUCAUAAUUUUGACUCCAUCCCACCAUAUUUGCCUUCACCAAGAUCUCCUCGAGCUAAAUUUCUAACGACUUCAUACACUGGAAGAGAAAGUGGUGUAACAGAGCAGCGCCUGCAAAUGAUUUACUGAAGUUCCCAAGCUUCAUUUUUGCACAUAUUCCUGAUACAGGAAAUCCCGUGAGAGUACAUUCACCAAAAGUUUUGAUACCAGUCCUGACAUGAUUCCAUUUUUCCUUACAAGAUUUUUUUGGAGAAUUGCAUCUAAGUUUAUGUGCUAACCGUGAGUUGAAGGCAAAGCUUAUGCCUAGCUAUAGGACAAGGCAGUAAGGCACCAACGUUUUGUAAUCUGGCGUAGAUGAUGCAAAAGAGAGGCGUAAGGAGUCUUAAGCUUUCACCAAGAAUUAUUUUGUACUAGUUGUGAACUAGUCUCUGUUUACAAACGCAGGGCAAAGUAGCUAACACACCCUAGU
Molecule: messenger RNA, 2280 nt
Organism: Lolium rigidum
Lineage: Eukaryota; Viridiplantae; Streptophyta; Magnoliopsida; Poales; Poaceae
Product: flowering locus K homology domain-like
Exons: 7
Coding region: 126-1940 (604 amino acids)
Biological process (GO): regulation of gene expression
Cellular component (GO): nucleus; cytoplasm
Molecular function (GO): mRNA binding
Source: RefSeq, a predicted model, not a curated record